Cajanus cajan (pigeon pea) is the source of this 1426-nucleotide messenger RNA. Its product is annotated as protein SYM1. Lineage: Eukaryota; Viridiplantae; Streptophyta; Magnoliopsida; Fabales; Fabaceae. Gene Ontology annotation, cellular component: cytoplasm; membrane. The record is from RefSeq and is a predicted model, not a curated record.
UAUUGGUAGUUUCACACAGACGCACAGCGUCUAUGUAGCAGCAGGCAAAGGUUGAUGCCCCAAACACAACAAACUCAACCAAUUCAAAUUCACAGCAUUCGACACAUCCACAAACACAAUCCUCGGACCCUCUGUCAUGGCUGCUGCUACUUCUCUUUGUUGUGUCCUCCCCGUGCUCACACCAAACCUUUCCAAGCCCCUCUUGCCUCCCCUCUCUUCCCGACCCCAAAAACGGCGUCGUUUCAUCACCUCCGUCGCUGAGGAUCGAGAAAUAGUUCCCGUGUCCCAAGACAGAGGAACCCGUCUUCGUGAAGGUGAGGGGUUUCAUCCUUCCCAGCCCCACACAGAGUCAGAGCUUCCUCCUCGCCUCACCAGCAGUAGCACCGUCAAUGCCAUCAUCGUUUUGGGAUUUGGGACUUUUGCUGUCACCAAAUUGCUCACCAUUGACCAUGACUAUUGGCAUGGUUGGACACUUUAUGAGAUUUUAAGGUAUAUACCUGAACACAAUUGGAUUGCCUAUGAGCAAGCUCUGAAAUCAAACCCAGUUUUAGCUAAAAUGGCAAUAAGUGGGAUUGUCUACUCAAUAGGAGACUGGAUUGCUCAGUGCUAUGAAGGAAAGCCUAUUUUUGAGUUUGAUCGGGCACGGUUACUCAGAUCGGGUCUUGCUGGGUUUACUCUCCAUGGAUCUCUUUCUCACUAUUACUACCAAAUUUGUGAGGCUCUUUUUCCUUUCCAAGAAUGGUGGGUUGUCCCUGCCAAAGUUGCUUUUGACCAAACUGUGUGGUCUGCAAUUUGGAACAGCAUCUACUUUGUGGUUUUGGGCUUGUUGCGUUUUGAAUCUUUGACGAACAUAUAUGGUGAAUUGAAGUCAACAUUUUUUCCUCUGCUUACUGCAGGGUGGAAACUUUGGCCUUUUGCGCAUCUGAUUACUUAUGGUGUGGUUCCUGUGGAACAAAGGCUUCUUUGGGUGGACUGUGUGGAGCUCAUCUGGGUCACAAUACUUUCAACCUAUUCAAAUGAGAAAUCAGAAACCCGAAUAUCUGAGGCAGCAUCAGAAACAAGGUCAUCCACUUCAAGCAAAAGUUCCAAGGAAUAAACGAAUUGAGAACAAGGGAAAAAACUAUCUAGGUUCAUGGUUGUUACAGAAUCAACCACGCAAAAGCUUUUGGUUCCUUACUGAAAAUUCGAAGAAUCUAUGAGUUGAAGGUCCAAUUGAGCGACCUUAGAGGAGCGGGGUUGUGAUCUGCUACUCAUACAGGAUAUACACUUACAGCAUCCUUCCGAAUAUGAUCAACUAUUCAGGUUUCAGUGAUCAGAUACAUAGUUGAUUGUAUAUAUAAUAUAAAUGCAUUUAGAAGAACUAUAGUUAAAUUAUGUUCAUUUUCUUGGGGUGUAUUGGAUUACCUUAUAUAUCCACAAUUCUGUA